UUUCGCCGUUAGUUUACACAGACACAGCGCGCCGAUCAAGUCUGUCCUCGUUUAUUUUGGGGGGCCGGCCUCAGGUGUUCCAGUUUCAGGUGUGAGAACAGGAUGAUCUUGUUAAAGUUCCCUGAGUAAAUUUUAGCUAACUGUGGAGAAAUUUGUAAGGUUUAUUGGGACAGAGGGAAGUUGCGACACUUGUAUUUCUCAUCCCGACCUCAUCGGCCUGAGUUGACAACAGUGUAUUCUCGACCGCUAUUGUCUCCCGCUCUGUCCAAUCAGAGGAGAGCUGGAAGGGAAGAGAGACUCGGCCAGCCAUCCGUUGCGGGAGGGAGGACCGCGGUACGUCGGCUAGCUUCUCGCUACAGCCUACAGGCAAGCAGGCUGCCUCUCCCCACACCAACCAAUCUCACUUCACUGUAUGACUGACACAGCUAAGGACAAGGGCGACUCUGCCGGAUCGAUUUUCGGUUCGCCUUUCACUCGCUACGGACUACCUGAUUUCGAACUUCAUAUUAAAUUGUGUGUUUUUGUAAAAGUGAAUUUAAAUUGGAAUUCGGAGGCACGUGUUUUAUUUACCGAUUCAAGCCAGGAUGGUGUCUAGCUACCCACGUGUACCCGAGAGUAGGGGGGACUAGCGGAGCUCGAUGUGGGUACCACCCGCCCCCCACAGAGCGUGUCCGGCCAUAGCUGCAGGGUGCGAUACCCCACCCCCCGGGACCGAUUCCCCACCCCCUCGGCCCGCCUGCAAACUCUACUGCCUUCAGACGGGUUAGCGGGAGACCAGUGUGGAUACCUCUAUAACAGGACUUCUUGUGUUUGUGUUUUAAAUGGAUAUCUUGUGUUGUUUUCAUCGAUUUUUUGGGAUACGAGCACAUGAUUGGAAAACAACUUUACUAAUCAAGGCUCAUUUUUUAUGAGACAAGUGAGAUUUUUUAAGGAGUUAGAAUCUCUUGUGUAAAACCUUUCAGUGUGUAAAAAAAAGUGUUUUUGUCCAUCCGAUUUCAACUUGUUGUGUUGGAUAGUGGGAUUUGUGUGGUUGGCUCGACAGUGUUUGGGCUUAUUUUAAACACCAGUUACUCGUGAAAGUGGAUUUCUAUUCAAUAUUCCGAUGGAAGGCAAGUUGUGUACCCCAGGUGUGUGAAUGUGACACUUAGAAUGGAAGCGAGCGUCCAAUUCGCCCAGGGUGUUGGCAAAGUAUGAGGACAGGCGCUGUUUCCUGGGAAUUUAGCCCAUGCAGGUUGUUGCCGUUGCUGCUCAUCAUACUCUUGAGUAUCCUAGGCGUUAACGCAGUUCAUGGUUCCUCAAACACCAAACAGGAAUUCUUCAAAAUAGAUAGGCAGGUAGCGCAGAACCCCGGCAGCGAGACUCACAGCCUGGAGUAUCAGCUGUACAACAGGUGUAGCAAAGGAUACGUCCAGAUUAAAAGGACACGUGCCAAAAAAAAGGGCAAUCGGAUCCAGAUUCUUGCCAAGGGAGGGCGACAAAAGAGUAUUACAACCCACUUGAUAUUCGAGUCUCGAGCCGGAGGUGAUAUCUAUAUCAAGAGCCCUCAGACGAAGAAAUACAUCUGUUUUAAUAAAAGAGGAAAACUUAUACUACGGCAUACACAGAAACCGCAAUGUUUGUUCACGCAAGUAGAACGCUCGGACAACUACACAGAGCUCAGGUCCAAGGCAAACGAAGAAUGGUACAUUGGGUUUCGAGAAAACGGAAAGCGGUUAAAAGGCUAUGCCAGAAGAAACCGGAGAAAAGAAAAGUGUUUUCACUUUUUGGUAAUAAAUUUGACUCCAACACCACCAAAACAUUGGAAAAUAAAAGGAUUUUUGAAUCGAAGGAGGCGAAGUUGAUAUUAUAGCCAAAGUGUCUAGAUUUCACGGCAAGAAUACCUUACCGGAAAACCCGCUUCACUGCGGUUACCGGAAGUGCGAAUGUUAGCACGCAAUGCGGGGCCCCAUCAGCUCCGCUAUUGUUGGGCUAGGGCAGUUGGGAUAGCUGCAAAAGAACCGGAUGAGUAGUGCAAUUUCGUCCACGACUGGAACGACAGUCGUCUUGAAACCACAACCACAAGCGUCCAUGGCAACGUAACCUAGCAACAGCAUCACUAGGAUCCACGUGGUCUUUCCUGCCUUGCAUAUAGUGAGAACCAAUCUUGUUGGUGUCCCAUGACGUCACAUUCGUCAUCGUAUCUACGUGACGUCACAAUCGUCAUCGUGUCUUCGUGACGUCACAAUUGUCAUCGUGUGUACGUGACGUCACAAUCGUGUCUACGUGACGUCAACAGUGUGAUAGAAGUACGGACACACAUUUCAGUGACGACAGCAGUGCGAUAAGAAAACGGACACACAUUUCGGUGACGUCAUAAUCAGGGAAUUUUGGUAGCGUCUGCCAGUGUCGUCGCAAUCCCAGACUAUUUGAACCACGUAGACUCGGGAAGCAGGCGUUCAGACUCGCCUAGUGAAUGUAGCAAUGGGCUAAAUCAGACGCUGUUAAGUCACGUGAUCAGUGUCCACUGUCGCAUGUAGAUAUAUACCAGUUAUCCAGACUACAACACCACUGUAUAGAUAUGUAAUGUAGACAACUCGAACAACAUAGCAUCUACUGUAACGUCGCCCUUUCCCAUUACAUCACGUGACUGAGCGACAGGUCCGCAGUGCACCACGUGAUGAUCACGUGGUCAUAAUAUCUGUGGAGCCGGUCUCAGCUCACGUCAUACAUGUGACACGGUCAACUGCAUUUGAUUCCAAAUUUAAAUCAAUAUCAUGAGUAUUAUAUCCUAUAAAGUAAUGUAGCUCACUAACCCAAGUCAAUGAGAGCUACCCACUCGGAUGGGCGGUGGGGUAGCCCAGUGGUUGAAGCGUUCGCUCGUUACGCCGACAACCCGGGUUCGAUUCCCCACAUGGGUACAAUAUGUGAAGCCUAUUCUUGGUGUCCCCCGCCGUGAUAUUGCUGGAAUAUUGCUUGAAGCGGCGUAAAACCAUACUCACUCACCCACUCUGAUGAGCGAUGCGAGCGAGCUAUGACUGUAUAUCUCGUGAGAUUAUGAAAGCUUCACCAUCUGAUGUCAUUGUUAUCUUCAUCCUAUCACCCAUUGUUGUCAUCCAUCACCAUAGCAACCUGUAGACCAUGAUCAAGUUAGCUCUUACCCCUGUCAGGCCAGUACGCCCCCCCAACCCCUAUUUUCUCGCCCUAUUUCACUCCUUGACAAACGCUUCCAAUGGUUCGAAUGGUGCUACUUUGUGUUUAUGCUGUUUCUCCCUAUUGUUUUGUUCGUCGAACCUUCUGAUUUUUCUCCCACGCAGCAUCUUAUGGGGUGGGGCCGGUUAGUGAACACCUCAGGUCACAUGUACUUAAAAAAUAUGCUUUAAUUUGAAAAAGUUUCUUUUGGCGUAUAUCUUUGUUCACUGACCAUCACAGAAUGUGCAAUGUCCGUGCACCCUCGUCUUGUACAGGUCAACAUGUCCAUCCAUGGACUGAAUCCCCUGUGAAGAUAAUACCUUCAUGCCAGUUGUGUAGGGGCCGAGUGAGGACAAUGGUAUUCCUCUUGACAAAUAACAACAGUGAUAUUAAAGCUCAAAUUGGAAACGUGCUUGUGACAAAGGCAUUCGGAGUGUCACGGUGUGGACAUUGGACAGUCCAGAGAUGGUCAGCUUGCUUGGAUUGCCACUAAUCCAUCUGCUGUAGCGCUAUAGCGAAGACAAAGUAGUACCUUAAGCAGUAAUCAAACUGCGGCGAGAUCCUGGUAAAUACCUGGGACGCCCACCUCCGGACAUCUCUCCCCAUCUGUGCCACAAACCACGCCGACGCCAUCCCAGCUGCUGCUUUCACACCUCAGUCUCUACUCCCUUACUCAAACACGUCCUCCGUUCCUCAGACUUGUCCAGCAAACUUAGACUGAAUGCCAGUAUAGCAAGUUUCGUCACCCGUCUAGUUUACGCUCUGCAAACUGCCUGUAUCAUUUUAACCCACCGUCAGUCCAAGCGUUAAAAUUGACGUUUUAGAGUAAACCUAGUUUCAAAUGUUAUUGAGAAUUUAAAAAGUGAUAUGGACUUUUUGCGUUGCAAACCUGCCCCUGACUAUUCCCACCUUCCCGUUAUAAGGCGCAUAAUCACCCUGUUUAGGGCAUAAUUAUGAUGAUGUGAUACGUGGUCGCUGUCAACGGCAUGACGUAACACCGGCGUCUACAGUGUCCUCGUGUCGGGGAUCUAUUGAUGUAAUAUGUUCUCGUGUCCUCGACCCGCUACAUACAGUUUGUACAGUUUUCAUCAAUCAUCUGAUCUCGUAUGCAAAUCUCUGUGUACAUAUGUGUAAAUCGUAUUGCUGUAUAAGCCAAAGAUAUAUUUAUUUAAAGAGAUGUUGUAAAUACUACAAUCUCUGUCCCGUGUUAUUUAUGCACCUAGUUGUGCUAGAUACGUCAACAAGAUAACAAUAAAAAAUCUUAAACAUG
Haliotis rufescens (red abalone) is the source of this 4438-nucleotide messenger RNA. RefSeq names its product fibroblast growth factor 17-like. NCBI's taxonomy places the organism in Eukaryota, Metazoa, Mollusca, Gastropoda, Lepetellida, Haliotidae. Gene Ontology annotation, biological process: regulation of cell migration; animal organ morphogenesis; fibroblast growth factor receptor signaling pathway. Bases 1191 to 1841 code for a protein of 216 amino acids. Gene Ontology annotation, cellular component: cytoplasm. The record is from RefSeq and is a predicted model, not a curated record. The transcript has 5 exons. Gene Ontology annotation, molecular function: type 1 fibroblast growth factor receptor binding; type 2 fibroblast growth factor receptor binding; growth factor activity.